Messenger RNA from Exophiala spinifera, 1617 nucleotides. RefSeq lists its product as uncharacterized. The coding region runs from base 1 to 1617 and encodes 538 amino acids. Gene Ontology annotation, molecular function: hydrolase activity, acting on carbon-nitrogen (but not peptide) bonds. The record is from RefSeq and is a predicted model, not a curated record. The transcript has a single exon. Lineage: Eukaryota; Fungi; Ascomycota; Eurotiomycetes; Chaetothyriales; Herpotrichiellaceae.
AUGAAGACCGUGUUCAAGAAUGCUCGCAUCUUCACCGGCAGUUCUGACAGUGCCGACCACUUCAAGCACUCUUGCAUGGUCGUCCAAGACGAUGUGAUUGAACAUGUCGGGUCAUGGUCUGACCCCCAAGUAGCAGCUGCGCAGAAAGACGGAGCUGAAGUCUUUGACAUGGAUCAGCGUACCUUGGCCCCGGGCUUCGUCGACGGGCACAUGCACCUGUUGAUGUUUGGUUCGUCGCUGCAGAAAAUCAGCCUCGACCACUGCAAGACGCUCCAGGACAUUCAGGCCACAAUCAGACAUGCCGCGAAGCAGGACACAACUAAACCCCGGAUUCUGUGCCAUGAGUGGAUGCACUUCAUGACCGACUCCAAGGCGCUGGCGAGCGACCUGGACGGACUGGACGAGCUCAACCGGCCCAUCUUCGUCGACGCCAAGGAUCUGCAUUCGACGUGGUGCAAUUCGGCAGCGUUGGCUGAGCUGGGCGUCGAAGACAUGUCCGACCCUCCAGGCGGGCAAAUCCACCGUGACGAACAGGGCAAUGCUACGGGGCUACUUAGUGAGGCCGCGGCGAUCACCAUCGUGUGGCCUCAUCUCGCCAAGGUGGCGUCGAUGGAAGAAAAGAAAACCGCAAUCAGGAAGGCCGUCAAGACCUACAAUGCGGCGGGUUAUACGGGCAUGGUGGAAAUGGCCAUGGACGAAAAUGCAUUCGCCGCCUUGCUGGAACUGAGGGCGCAAGAGCCAUUGUCGAUACGUCUGGCCAUGCACUGGCUGAUAUACCCAUCGGAGACCAACGAGGAGAGUCUGGUGCAAGUGGACCGGGCGAUCGACCUCUGGAGGCAGUACAACUUGACCACCUCGCCCGACUUUCGCAUUGCCGGCAUCAAGGUGAUCGGGGACGGUGUGAUCGACGCGUGUACAGCAGCGUUACUACAGCCGUACGCGUCCAACGGUGUCAGCUGUGAGCCACUGUGGAACGCGGACCACCUGAAGGCAGUCGUUCAAAGGGCGGACGCUGCGGGCAUGCAAUGCGCACUGCAUGCCAUUGGAGACGCGACGAUCAAAAUGGCCAUCGACGUGCUCGAGACGGUUGCAUCCAGUGGUCGACGGCACCGCAUCGAGCAUCUUGAGCUUACCUCGCGUGGGGACGCCAAACGGCUUCAGGAGGCUGGCAUCACUGCUUCCAUCCAGGCAGUCCACGCCGACCCCUCGAUACUGCGAGAGUGGAACAAUCUUCUGGGAGAGGAGAGGCGGGGGCGGGCAUUUGCUUAUCGGGAAUUUCUGGACGAACAGGUGCAUCUGGCUCUCGGUACGGAUGCUCCUACUGCUCCAAAUCUACCACUGCCAAAUCUGUAUACUGCGACGACCAGACGCUCGGCCAGAGAGCCGUCUUCGGAUGAGGUGGUCAAUAAACACUUCGCCCUGCCUCUGCUGAAUGCAUUUGCUGCGGCCACGCACGGCGCGGCGUAUUCGUGCUUCAUGGAUGAAAUCACCGGCAAGCUCGAGCCUGGCAAGAAGGCAGAUUUUAUUGUUCUCGACAUGGAGUGGUCACCAGACGACUUGUUGCGGGCCAAAGUGCUGCAAACGUGGUUCGGAGGGAAAAGAGUUGCACAUUCAUAA